AUGUACAUACAUUUGCAUUUUUUUUGUAGAGCAAGAUCACGAUCACCAAUUCAAAUAUUAAGUGAAGCUAAAGAUAGUAUCACAUCACUACAAGUUAAAAAUUAUGAGAUUGUAGCAGGAAGCACUGAUGACCCUGUAACAUCAGUUACUUUAUCAAGUGAUAAUAAUUAUAUACUUGCUAGCUCUUUAGAUAGUGUCAUAAGAUUAAUGGAUAAGGAGGAUGGUCACAAGAAUUCAACUUACAGGGUUAAUUCAUGUUUAUCAAAUGAUGAUUCUCAAAUUAUCAGCGGGUCUGAAGAUGGGUCUAUUUAUAUUUGGGAUUUGUUAAAUGGGAAUCUAUUAAAAACAAUUGAAGCACAUCCGGGUAUAGUAGUUUAUGUAACAUAUCAUCCUAGAAUAGAUGAGAUGCUAUCAUCUAGUAUAGACGGAUUAGUGAAAGUAUGGAGAUCUUGA
Molecule: messenger RNA, 453 nt
Organism: Entrophospora sp. SA101
Lineage: Eukaryota; Fungi; Glomeromycota; Glomeromycetes; Entrophosporales; Entrophosporaceae
Source: the annotation of a GenBank genome assembly